Molecule: messenger RNA, 3497 nt
Organism: Indicator indicator
Lineage: Eukaryota; Metazoa; Chordata; Aves; Piciformes; Indicatoridae
Gene: JARID2
Product: jumonji and AT-rich interaction domain containing 2
Exons: 15
Coding region: 150-3338 (1062 amino acids)
Biological process (GO): chromatin remodeling
Cellular component (GO): nucleus
Molecular function (GO): DNA binding; histone demethylase activity
Source: RefSeq, a predicted model, not a curated record
ACAGCCCCAGCACAACUCCAAUAAAGAUAGUGGAGCCGUUGUUACCCCCUCCCGCCACUCAGAUUUCUGACCUCUCCAAAAGGAAGCCCAAGACAGAAGAUUUUCUCACUUUCCUCUGUCUUCGAGGUUCUCCAGCCCUGCCCAGCAACAUGGUGUAUUUUGGAAGUUCUCAGGAGGAUGAAGAUGAAGAAGAGGAAGAGGAGGAGACAGAGGACACAAAAACAGCCACAAACAAUGCUUCAUCAUCAUGCCAGUCAACCCCCAGGAAAGGAAAAACACAUAAACAUGUACCAAAUGGGCAAGUUUUCAAUGGGUCCAGCAAAUCAUCGAAGGAGAAAGAACCUGCUCAGAAACACAAAAGCAAAGAGGCCACACCAGGGAAGGAGAGGAACAGUGAACAUAAGGCUGAAAGCCGAAAAGACCAGGCUGCUGCUAAUCACCAUCCUACUACAAACACUGGCUCCUCUACGAAAGGGCUCACCCCUAACAACCACCACACUCUUCAUAGAUCGGCUCAGGACUUAAGGAAACAGGUUUCUAAAGUCAAUGGGAUCACUCGAAUGUCAUCUCCGAGUGCAAAUGUAGCCAGUGCCAAAAAGAUGAGAGAAGUCAGACCUUCACCGUCCAAAACUGUGAAGUACACUGCAACAGUGACAAAGGGAACUGUCACAUACACCAAAGCCAAGAAAGAACUGGUCAAGGAAACCAAACUAAAUCACCACAAACCCAGUUCACCUGUCAACCACACAAUCUCAGGGAAAAUAGAAAGUAGCAAUGCAAAAACCCGCAAACAGGUGCUAUCCCUUGGAGCAUCCAAGUCUAACAAUACCGCUGUUAAUGGUGUAAAAGUCAAUGGCAAGUUGAACCAAAAGACAUGCACUAAGGAGGUGGGGAGACAGUUGAGGGAGGGGCUGCGCAACUCGAAGAGGAGGCUGGAAGAGAUGAAUCACAUAGACAAGAUACAGUCGCCCACCAAGCGAAUGAAAGGGGCCGUCAACUUGACAGAAGCUGCCAGCAAAAAGGCAGCCAUAGAAAAGCCUUUGCUGAAUGGACAUCUUAAAAAGGAAGUGCCCGAGAAGAAUUUAGAAAGAAAUAGGCCGAAAAGAGCCACUGCUGGAAAGAGUACGCCAGGGAAACAAGCACAUGGCAAAACUGAAAAUGCCUCCUGUGAAAAUCGUUCUACCUCUCAAGCGGAGUCCUUGCACAAGCCACAAGACUCAAUGGGAAAGCACGAAAAGGGCAGUAGUAAGUCUGGGUGGGGGAUGCUGGGGGAGAUUCCCAUCCUUAGGCCCUCCACCAAGGAAUUUCAUGACCCACUGAUAUACAUUGAGUCAGUCCGAGCUCAGGUAGAGAAGUAUGGGAUGUGCAGGGUGAUUCCUCCUCCAGACUGGAGACCUGAGUGCAAGCUAAAUGAUGAAAUGCGGUUUGUGACCCAGAUUCAGCACAUACACAAGCUAGGCAGGCGCUGGGGACCCAACGUGCAGCGGCUGGCCUGCAUCAAGAAGCACCUCAAAUCUCAGGGCAUUACCAUGGACGAACUCCCACUUAUAGGAGGCUGUGAGCUUGACCUGGCCUGCUUCGUCCAGCUGAUCAAUGAGAUGGGGGGGAUGCAGCAAGUGACUGACCUCAAGAAAUGGAACAAGCUGGCAGACAUGCUGCGCAUCCCCAAAACUGCACAGGACAGGCUGGCCAAGCUGCAAGAAGCCUACUGCCAGUACUUGCUCUCCUAUGACUCCCUCUCCCCUGAGGAGCACAAGAAACUGGAGAAGGAGGUCUUGCUGGAAAAGGAAAUUUUGGAGAAGAGGAAAGGACCUUUGGAGGGACAUUUGGAGAAUGCCUACAAGUUCCAUUCCUUGCCCCGUUUUGAGCCCAAAAACGGACUCAUUAACGGCGUGGUUCACAAAAACGGCUUCCGCAACAAGUUAAAAGAGGUUGACGUCCCACUGAAGACGGGCAGGCGGCGGCUCUUCGCUCAGGAAAAGGAGACCACGAAGGAGGAGGAGGAGGAGGAGGAGGGAGUUCUUAGUGACUUACACAAGUGUAUAUACAAGGGUAGGUCUGUUUCUUUAACAACCUUCUACCGAACAGCAAGAAACAUCAUGAACAUGUGCUUCACAAAGGAGCCAACAGUAGCAGAAGUAGAGCAAGAAUAUUGGCGGAUAGUGGAACAGAAAGAUUGCCAUGUAGCAGUACAUUGUGGAAAAGUAGAUACCAACACCCAUGGGAGUGGCUUUCCUGUGGGAAAAUCUGAACCAUUUUCAAGGCAUGGGUGGAACCUCACAGUCCUUCCUAAUAAUACGGGAUCCAUCCUGCGACAUCUUGGUGCUGUGCCUGGAGUGACAAUUCCUUGGCUAAAUAUUGGCAUGGUCUUUUCUACCUCAUGCUGGUCUCGAGACCAAAAUCACCUUCCAUACAUAGACUACUUACACACUGGUGCUGAUUGCAUUUGGUAUUGCAUUCCUGCUGCGGAGGAGAACAAACUUGAUGAUGUGGUACAUACCCUGCUGCAAGCCAAUGGCACUCCAGGGCUGGAAAUGCUUGAAAGUAAUGUAAUGAUCUCCCCAGAAAUCUUGUGUAAGGAGGGGAUCAGGGUGCACCGUACUGUACAGCAGAGCGGGCAGUUUGUUGUCUGUUUUCCUGGAUCCUUUGUCUCUAAAGUGUGUUGUGGCUAUAGUGUUUCUGAAUCGGUGCACUUUGCUACCACCCAGUGGACAAGUAUGGGGUUUAAAACAGCCAAGGAAAUGAAGAGACGACGUAUAGCCAAACCCUUUUCAAUGGAAAAGUUGCUUUAUCAGAUUGCAACAGCAGAAGCAAAAAAGGAGAAUGGGUCGACUCUGAGUACGAUAUCAUCACUUCUUGGAGAGCUCAGGGACACGGAGCUGAGGCAGCGGCGGCAGCUUUACGAGGCAGGUCUCCAUUCUUCAGCGCGCUAUGGCAGCCACGACAGCAGCAGCACAGGGGUGGAUGGAAAGAAAAAGCCUCGAAAGUGGUUGCAGUUAGAAACGUCAGAGAGGAGAUGUCAGAUUUGUCAGCACCUCUGCUACCUUUCCAUGGUGGUGCAGGAGAAUGAAAAUGUUGUCUUCUGCUUGGAGUGUGCCCUGCGGCAUGUGGAAAAACAGAAGUCUUGUCGCGGACUGAAAAUGAUGUACCGUUACGAUGAGGAACAAAUAAUCAGUUUAGUCAAUCAAAUCUGUGGAAAAGUAUCUGGUAAAAAUGGCAGCAUUGAGAACUGUAUCAGCAAGCCCACACCAAAAAGAGGACCUCGUAAGAGAGCAACAGUUGACGUGCCAUCAUCUAGGCUUUCAUCCUCCAGUUCAUCCAAAAGUGCUUCAAGUUAAUCCUGAAGAUGCCAACACUCUCAUUUUGUCAAUUUAUAUAUAUUUUUUGUAAUUAUUAUACCAUAGUUUGGAGUACUUGCUGUAGAAUACAAGCUGUCUUUGCACUAGCUCUAAAGAAGAUUUUCUUCUGGUUUUAGAGAACUAAUUUUGUUUUAGCAU